Messenger RNA from Gekko japonicus, 2581 nucleotides. RefSeq names its product microtubule associated protein 1 light chain 3 beta (gene MAP1LC3B). The transcript is spliced from 4 exons. Gene Ontology annotation, molecular function: ubiquitin protein ligase binding. The record is from RefSeq and is a predicted model, not a curated record. Gene Ontology annotation, cellular component: autophagosome; cytosol; autophagosome membrane. Gene Ontology annotation, biological process: cellular response to nitrogen starvation; autophagy of mitochondrion; macroautophagy. Lineage: Eukaryota; Metazoa; Chordata; Lepidosauria; Squamata; Gekkonidae. The coding region runs from base 1 to 582 and encodes 193 amino acids.
AUGGCGACGAUCAAGGCACCGUUUGUGCGCUUGCGCCGGCCCGGCUCAUUGAUCAGCACGCCCUGCGGCACUUCGACGUCCCCGCUCCCCCCUCCCCCGCGCGUCUGGGCCUGUCUCACGCAGGCGCGCUUCACUCGCUCCUGGCGCUGGCGAAGGCCGAGGAAAAUUAAUGUUCCACGUAUGUACGUUGACGGCUGCGUAGCCCUUCUCCAAGCACUUAGUUUUCUUUUUUUCUCCUCUGCAGAACAGAGAGUAGAGGAUGUCAGACUUAUUCGAGAGCAGCAUCCAACAAAGAUACCGGUAAUUAUUGAAAGGUAUAAAGGAGAGAAGCAACUUCCUGUUCUGGAUAAGACCAAGUUCCUGGUCCCGGAUCAUGUCAACAUGAGUGAGCUGAUCAAAAUUAUCAGACGCCGCCUGCAGCUGAAUUCCAAUCAAGCUUUCUUCUUACUGGUGAACGGACACAGCAUGGUGAGCGUCUCGACGCCCAUCUCGGAGGUAUACGAAAGCGAGAAGGAUGAAGACGGCUUCCUGUACAUGGUGUAUGCCUCUCAGGAAACAUUUGGCACACAGCCCUCCAUGUAAACCAUCAUAACCAGCGGCUCGUAGCCUAGGAUAGUUUUUACCCCUCCCUCCCACAGGAAAAAAGAAAGGGAUGUCACCCACCCGCUCACUGUAGUCGUGCUUAGUGGGUGUCCUCAUCGUACCUUGUUUUGUUUGUGCAUAUUGGAACAGAGGAGUGCCGGGAUGGACAGACGGCCCAGCUUGGUCAGCCUGCUCUCAGUCCGCACAGGCAGGUGCACGCUUUGUAGGCUCUGGAACCUGACGGAAAUCGUACCAUGUGUAUUAAAGCUGCCAAUAAAAGGGAAGUUUGAGUUACUGUAAUCCUAGGAGCUGAGCUAACACUUAAUAGCAAACUGAAACGCUUCGGUGUGACAUCUCCUUCUGUUAAGCCCUACUCAGAUCUCCUAACAUUUUUUUCCCCCCGUCCCCCUCAAGAGGGAAUAAGUCAGGAUCUCUGUGCCUGGCCUCCUUUGCCAAGAGCUUUUUGCGUUGGUGUUUUAAGAGGUCAUGGCUUGUGGUGGUAGGGAAUUUUAUUCUGCAGUAGAGUUUGCUAAAUAUUAUCUAUAUAUAUAUAUAUAUCAUGCACCACAGCUUUAAGUCUAGUUUUAGGGACUGUAUAUUUUAAAACUAGAUUGUGCACUUAACAGUAACCAUCUUGAGGGAAUCUUCAGUCUAACCAGAAUCUUCAGCAUUUUGUCAGCUGUACCGUCCAAGCUGUACAUCUGCCCUGCUUUGGUCUUCUGAACGAUAUUGGCAUUGAAAGUGUGAGGCUUCGAAGGAACAGCAAGGCCACUCUGUGAUCCUUAAAAGUGUCUCUUCCUGCUUUGUUCUCCAGCUUUAUAAGAACAAAAAGGAGGCGAGCAUUGCACCAUUAAAGAAAACAUUGGCUUUCAGCAGCAUGAACCCCAAACUCUGGCCACAGAGUUCACCCCAAUUAGUUGCAUGACAUUUGAUUUUAGUGGGAGGGUGGAUUUCCCCAUGUCCAACCCUGAGGAAUACCUAAACUCGCAAAGAGCAGGUGAACCGGUCUGUCACUGAAGCUUCCCGUCAGUUGUAUGGGACUCACCAUUUAAUGUUGCUGCAAGCAGGAUUAUGUCCUGUGCAAAAGGGAAGAUACUUCAGCGAAAUGGCCUGCUUCCCGCUGAUUGUACAGUGAAAUGUAGCAGGCUGACUAAAACUGAACUCUUGUAUAGUACCGUGUGUGAGCCGAAAUGCAUCCGUUCUAGAAACCUAAUUUUUGCUAAGUGGGGGUGGGGGAGCAAUGCUACAUCUUGGCACACUGUUGGACAUCAGUUAUGUCUACAGUUUGUACCACUUGCAUGCAUACGCUUAGCGCUUGCUUCUGAUUUUUAAAGCGUUCACUGUGAGCUUUCAACUUACUGUAAAAUUUUAUGAAUAGCCUGUCUUCUGUUCAGCUAAAGAUCUCUCUUGAUAGACAAACAUGCAUAUAUAAUCAACUACUUGAUUCCUGUACAUUUUUUUUUUAAAGUGCUGAUCUGAAUUAUCCUGGUUUGAUCUGAAGUUGGGGUGAUUCACAGUUCUGUCUUUAGAAAGGUUCUAGUGCUGCAUACCUGGACCCAUUAGCCAGCUGUGCUUAUUGUGGCAGCAGGGAGGAUCCUGUGUGGUUAGGGGCACCGGCACGCAGACUGGAGGAGUCCCCUCGCACGGUCCACCGUUACAAAAGAAGCCAGCUUUUUCAAGAAUUGGAUUCAAAAUGGCUACGGGGGUGGCCUGGCGUUAAAAAGAACUUCCUGGCAGAAGAGGCGGACUGGAAGACGGCCCAAGUUCUUGAAUAUCCCAUCAGCGGCCGCCGCCGCCACUUUCUGAGGAAAUGUGUGUUCACGGUUAGUCUUUGGUUGACUCUGCUGAAUCUGGGUGGAAAUACUAAUCAUUGAGGAUGUCUGAAAAGACACUACAAUGGUCUUUAAUUACUCUUUUCAGUACAUUAAAUUUUACUCAGAUAAAAACAUCCUAAAAAUGUACAAUUUUACCUUUAACAAAGUAUAAUAAAACAUAAAAA